AUGGCGCCACACAUUCUUGGAAUGAAAUACUUGGAUAUGGUUAUUUCCGAAACUCUGAGAAAAUGGCCAACUACAUUUGCAGUAGAUCGAGUUUGCACAAAAUCGUAUACAAUUAAACCUCAGAGUAAUUACGAAGUACCCGUUUUUCUUAAACCAAAGGAAGUUAUAUUUUUUCCUAUUUAUGGGUUACAUAGAGAUGCCCAUUAUUAUCCAAAUCCAGAAAAAUUUGAUCCAGAUCGUUUCAGCGACGAAAAUAAGAUGAACAUCAAACCAUUUACUUAUUUACCAUUUGGAUUAGGACCUCGGAGUUUUGAAACAACGGAAAUUCCGAUAAAACUUAGCAUCACAUCAUUUAACCUAACUCCCAAUGACAAAUAA
Messenger RNA from Zophobas morio, 378 nucleotides. Its product is annotated as cytochrome P450 9e2-like. The record is from RefSeq and is a predicted model, not a curated record. The coding region runs from base 1 to 378 and encodes 125 amino acids. The transcript has 3 exons. NCBI's taxonomy places the organism in Eukaryota, Metazoa, Arthropoda, Insecta, Coleoptera, Tenebrionidae. Gene Ontology annotation, molecular function: iron ion binding; oxidoreductase activity, acting on paired donors, with incorporation or reduction of molecular oxygen; heme binding.